AUGAGCUUCAGUAACGUUACCGGGUUACCAGAGGAACUUUUCAACCUGUUGGGCCUGAAGCAGUUACACAUCGCAUCACAAUCUCUUCGCGUGCUGCCCAUUUCGAUUGGUUGUCUCACCUCCUUGGAGUAUUUCGCUCUUCGCAACUGCCCUAUCGGCCAACUCCCGAGUGAUAUACUCCAGCUUCAUAACCUUAAGAUCCUCACCCUUUCCUAUCUGCCAAGCCUUGUUGCACUUCCGGAAUCAAUCUGUCUUCUUCCAGUGCUCUCCCACAUUUCACUAGACCACUGCCCUCAGUUCACCAGUCUACCAGAAAAUAUUUUCCAGCUGCCCGACCUGCAUACCCUGAAACUAGACAGACUGGCUGCUCUCACUGCGCUUCCCGAACCGCUCGGCCAGUUGCUGGCUGACCAACCCUUGGGAUCUCCCGUCCUCCGGCAUCUCUCCCUCCGCAACUGCCCACUUCUAUCCGCUCUGCCCGAAGAUAUCGGUCAGUUUUCGUCUCUCCAGCAGCUGCACCUGAUGCGCCUAGAUCAGCUUACUGCUCUUCCGCAUUCGCUGGGGUUUCUCUCAGCAUUGAAGGAGUUGAAAGUGGUUGAGUGCGGCGAACUUGAGAGCCUCCCCGAGUCCGUAUCCGCCAUGGAGGCCCUCACGAGCCUCAUUCUUGACGGCUGCAAUCUUUCAAGCCUGCCCGGAGACAUCGGGCAGCUCCACAACUUGGUUGCUGUGAAGCUGUUUUCGAGACGCCUUUCUCAUCUGCCAGACUCGUUCGGGCAGCUGGGGCAGCUGAAAGAGCUUACCAUUCACAAAUGUUACGACCUUUACAGGAUCCCUGCCUCAUUCGCCAACCUCUCCUCACUGGAAAAUUUGAUCAUCUAUGGUGGUUCUUCGCUCACUCACUUGCCUCCGGAUUUUGAGAGGCUGCCGAAGCUGUGUAGUCUAGAGCUCCUAAACUGCGCAAUCUCGUGCCUGCCCGAUAGUUUCGGGGAGCUGCCGAACCUAAAAAUCUUCAAACUUCAAACAACCGACGAGUACGAAAGGAUCGGGGUUGAGUCUGAACCUGGCAUGUUGUCCGCUCAUCUGGGUUAUCAGAGUGAAGGAGAAGAGUCUCACCACCUCCCUGAAUCCUUUCUUUCCCUCAUCCACCUUCGACACUUGAACCUAUACAACCUCCGAUCCCUCAAGCACCUUAAAGCCCCUGCACCCCUCAAGCAAACGCCAGCCAAAGCCGAAACUGAAGUGGAAAUCGUACCUCAUGCUCCUUUGGACGAUCGUCCUAAAGUGCCCGGGUCUAUCGGACAGGCUGGGUUGGGGCAUCUGUCGUCGCUGGUGCAUCUUCACAUUGUCAACUCCAACCUCCCCGCUCUUCCGAAAAACCUAGGCGAUCUGAAGGAGCUGAGGGUGCUGCUGCUCGAGAGAUGCCAAUCCAUGACAUCGCUUCCCGCCUCCAUGACCACCCUUCCCAAACUGCAGCAGAUUGAUCUCAAGUCCCUUCGUCGGCUAUCUCACCUGCCCGAGAAUCUCGGGCAGCUGAAGGCACUCAAAUACUUGCGUUUGGAGUCAUGCAGGUCUCUGGGGAACCUUCCUCCUUCCUUCACUCAGCUUUCCUCUCUGAUAGUGCUCAGCAUCGUUAACUGUCUUAAAAUCACUUGUCUCCCAGGUCCUCUGUCCUCUUUCACGCGCCUCUCCUCUCUAAAACUCAAUCGCUUGACAGGGUUACGCCUCCUUCCCUCGCCGUUCUCCCUCCCGUCACUCAAGCAACUGUCGCUCCGCGACUGCAAGCGGCUGAGGGCGUUGCCCUGCGAGUUGGGCAGUUUGUCCUGUCUGAGAGAGGUGGAUCUGGACGGGUGUUGGCAGGUGAAUCUGCUGCCUCAGUCGCUGGCGGAUCGGAUGCAUGUGAUUGAGAUGAAGGGCGCCUGGGGAGGUUAUUGCUGA
Closterium sp. Yama58-4 is the source of this 1935-nucleotide messenger RNA. The record is from the annotation of a GenBank genome assembly. NCBI's taxonomy places the organism in Eukaryota, Viridiplantae, Streptophyta, Zygnematophyceae, Desmidiales, Closteriaceae.